Molecule: messenger RNA, 5040 nt
Organism: Scylla paramamosain (green mud crab)
Lineage: Eukaryota; Metazoa; Arthropoda; Malacostraca; Decapoda; Portunidae
Exons: 7
Coding region: 1422-3110 (562 amino acids)
Source: RefSeq, a predicted model, not a curated record
UAUGAUUUUUAUCAGUGGAUUAUUAAGGAGGGACGUGUCUAUCAGGCCAAUUGUCCGCGCCGUGCUUCACUCCUCAUGCAUUCGAUGGGGAAGCUGGUGGUAGGAGGGGCGGCGUGCGCACCGCGGGGCCCACAGGGCUGUAGUGUGAGGGAGGACGUCGGCCAGAGUGUGCAGCAGGGCCAGUGGAGCUGGUGGUGGCGCGGGUGAGUGGAUGGCGGGCAGACGCUCCCUGUCGAGGCUGAACGGGGCACACUGAGGAGACUCAAAACUUUUCAGAACAAACAGAGGCAAUGGAUGCUGAGCGUCAGCUGUCAGUGGCAUCCUCGCUGUAAUCCAGUCACUGACGUUUGGCAAAAAUAAAAUUAAAAUAACUUUUCUGAAACAGUGAGCGAGAUGAAACUAUGAUUAAAGUUCUGCCGCGGCUGUGUUUGUACUGCUUGUGUAGUGAGACGCGGCCUGGCGUGAGUGGCUGAAGUAGCGACGACUACAAAGCUUCGUCCAGUGGUGCAGCAGGCCGGAGGACAGACGUGGGUGUACUACACACAUGUAAAAAGAAAGUUUAAUGACACUGCAUUUGAGUGUCAGUGUCCCGGGUGUCAACACGCUCGUCGACCCAGCCAGUCAGGGUCAGGAUGAUGGAGUGCCCUUGGAGUGCUUGGUAUGUCGAAGACUCGUAAAGGCGUUGCCGGGAUCACGUGAGGACAACUCUUUCAUUCAAUGUCCCAGGAGAAAAAUGAAGCGCAGGCCUGAGGGAGACGCGGCAGCCUGUGGUGUGAUAGCGAAGUUUGUGUGUGCAGGACCCACCGGACUCGCCUUCCUUCGGAGAUCAAGGGGAAGGCAGAGGAAGUACUAAGAGAGGAAGGAGCGAAUGGAGGAGCAUGAGACCCUAGUGGAGGAAGGAAGAGUGAGGAGCGACCACUCCGUCUCGCUUGGUGAUGUGACGUGAAUGAACAAGAACUUAAAAAAAAAAAAAAAGAGGAAAGAAAAAAGGAAGACAAAAUUCUGAACCUCCUGGUGCCCUUUGCUCCCCGCAUGAGGAUGUGCCGCUGACUGGCCGGCGGCGUGAGCCUUUCCUACGAGUGUACGAGGAAGCGAGACAGAGGCGAGGACACAAACCCACGGGAGGAGUAUGUAAGGCGUCAGGAGGCGAGGAAGGGGCAGGUAGUGAGCGACCAGCCUGCCUCGCCCUCCUCGCGGGACCACCAGUCAUGGCCGCGCCCUCCACUCCUCCACGCAGCGCCACUCUAAGCACGAUUGGUAAACUCGCGCCGGACAGCUGACGAGACACGCUGCGUUUCCCACCAGGCAAGCAGGCGCGGCGUACCAUGAGGGCUGGCGGCGCGGCGAGGCUGGGGCGAGGCCGGUCAGGAGGCGUCUGGUGGCCCAUUGCAUGACCCCGUUCGCCCCUCAUCGCCGCAGCCAUGGAGUCGAGAGCCAUCAUACCCCCCACCCUGCCCACUUUCGGCCACGCCACUGUCUACGUCUAUCCCACAGUGGCCCCGCGGGUAGUGGUGGUGCCCAUCAUCACCUGCAUCAUUGGCUUCCCUGUCCUGGUGAUGCUCGUGAUCUGCGCCCUCAGGUACCGGGCGAGGAGGGCACGUAUCAACGCCAAGAAUGCGCACAGCGUGGAGUCUUCGGCAUCGGCGCUCGAGCUCACCUCUGGGUCCUCCAUCCUGGCCAGCCGAUGUACAAACGGUAAAGCUCAUCGCUUGAAGAAGAGGAAGAAAGCCCUUGUAAGGUUCAAACCCAUGCCUGAGAUCGACCUAGACACCGUGGUGGAAGAGAAGUCAGAGUUCGAUGCCGAGGUGACGGCUUCUGACCUGCUGACCACCCCCGAGGAGCUGGUCAUUCCAGAGGAGACCACGCCGCCAGCCUCCUUCAGGGCCUUCAGGUACAUGGGGGCCGUCAGCCAGCCGCUCGCUGCCAUUUCCCCUAACAAGACCUCGCCCUUCAGAUCCCAGCAUCUUGACCAGGUCGCCGAGGAGCUGGAACUCUGCGAGGACGUGAUGCUGGAGGUCAGCGAUGAUGAACAGCUUGAUGAAUUUGACGAGGACGAGGAGGACGAGGAGGACGAGGAGGAUGACCUUGAGCUUGAUUUAGACGCCAUCGAAGUGGAAGGUGUGUGUUUAGAGGUCGAGGAGGGCGAGGAUCAGAUGGAGGACAGCGACAAUGGCACGCUUGGUACUUGUUUCACGCUCUCGCCCAAAUCGUCGACGAAGUCUCCUACGGGGGUGCAGUUAGCCCUCAAGAAGCUCGAUGGUGCCAUAAAGCGGCGCCACUCUAGUCCAGUCAAAGUCAACUAUGGGAAGAAUCGGGGCCACCAGCAACGCUCCUCAGCCAAGGCAAACUAUACUCAUCCUCAGGUGAAAGAAGAGGAAAAUGCACUCAAACCCCCUCCUCUGAAGUACGAUAUUGACUACAUCGACCGCGAGCUGAUGCCGCGAUUCUCGCCGCGUCGCUCGCACUCCGUCAAGUACACCAUGAGCCGGCGGGCCACCUCCUUCACGGGCAAGAAGCGUCACGGAGAAUCUUUCAAGUUAAGAAGUAAAAGCUUUUCCAGAAGCAUUUCUCACGUUCACGACGGACCGGACGGUAGACCGAGAGGUCAGCCGAGAAGUGCAUCAACGUCACAGGAGUUCCAUAACGGUGUUAUGGAGUGCGAUGUCCACAUCGUGAACGAAUAUGGUGCUGAGAUGAGCUCGAGCAGCUGUAGUGACAGGUGCAUCAGUGGCGGCACGAGUACUAAAAGUGUGUCAGACGGAGACACUUUUCUCAACGGUAGCGAGACAGACUGGUCGGUGUCCUCCCGGGAGUGCCACAAUCCGGUGAGGGCCACGGUGUCUCUGCCGAUAAGAACCAGCAGGAAAGACUCGGACAGUCCCGUAAAGAGGGUGGUGCAGUGCUCGAGAACUGCAUGUGGUGAGGAGGGUGCGUGUAGGGGUGUGUGUAGAUUGCCAGCGUCUAAUUCCAUAGACAGAGGAGAAAGUCAGUGCCAGACGGACAAGGCUGUGCAUCCUCUUUCUGAUGUUGCAGAAGGGAGAGAGGAUGGCGGCCAAGACCAGCAGCAGGGUGUGGCGGGCCAGGACGAGGAGCGGAGCACUCUGGUCUGACAGCGUCGCCCGGCACCAGGCGGCCCUGGGGCAUGAGUGCUGUGAUGGAUUUUAUGGUGUUAAGGUUCACUUUGUAACAUAUUGUCUGCGAAAGCCUCAAGCUUAGAUUUUACACUAUAACCUUUUGUUUUAGGUCAUUGUAAAAAUGAAAAACAAAAAAACACAUCUUCCAGUACAUGUAUAGUGUAAAUGGUUCCUAGUUUUUUAUUUAUGAAGAACUGGAAUGAAGCCAAAUGAGAGGCCGCCGGGGAGAAGCUUGCAUCACCACCAGCCACGGUGCGAGGCCCGGCAGGGGGCGUGACGCUCCCUGUGCUCUAAUUAAUCUUUUUCUCUUUAUUUCUCUCUUUGAUGAUCAAAUGAAUAUUUCUGUUAUAUAACGAAGGUCAAAUCUCCCCAUCUUACCCCUCACACACACACACACACACACACACACACACACACACACACACACACACACACACACACACACACAUACACACUCACUAAACUUCUUCACAUUCUGAUUUUGUCAUUUUACCAUUUAUCUACGCAUUGUUUCUUAUUGUUCCUUAAACAUUUGAGUGCUUAUUUAUCAAAGUAUCAAACACAAACUACCUAGCCAAUCAACCAGUCUGCAUACGUACAUAGGAACUUGUCACCUUUUGCUCUCUGCCUUACCUCCCACCCUACUUAAUUAACUUCUUAUUAGUUUUCCCAAUCAUUAUAAUUAACCUACACACACACACACACACACACACACACACACACACACACACACACACACACACACACUAUCUCUAUCCCUUACCAACAGUUUAGCCGGUUUUAUAUAACGUGCUAAUUAAGAUAAAAGAGUGCAUAUAUAUUUUCACUAAAUCUUGGUCAUAACAUUAAGGCGAAAAGAAGUUGUCUGAAUGUUAAUAUAUAUAUAUUCCUGGUCCUCUUUGGCCAUUCCUGCUUCCCUGCUGCCCCUUGCUCGAGUGAGGAGGGAAAGAGUCCAGGGUUUUACCACUUAACUUUCCUCUUUAGGGGCGGACUUACCCCAGGCGCUGUGAGCCCCAGCUGCCCGGGUAUGUACAGCUGCUGGACCUUGGCCAGUAUUCUCUGUCCCUAACACGCGCCCCCCGCCUCGGCCCCACAUACCGUUUCCUGAAGUUGUUUGCUAUGAAUAUCAAUGUAUGUUGUAACUACGUAUGAUGUACUUCGUAGUUCAGGAAGCUGAAUGUAAUAUCUGACCUUGUCGGAACUGGGAAGUCAAAAUUUAUAUCGUCGAUAUUAGUUAUUCUCUGCAAUUCGAAAAGACUUGAUUCUUUAACCGGACAGUUCCAUCUACAAGCGCUGGACAGGUGCGGUGGCACAAAAUAAUGUCAUUAUGCUUGAGGUCCAUUAAGUUAUAGACAUGAGGUGCUGGCAGGUCACUGAUCGGUAAGUUUUGUCUUGUUACAGCAGGUGCAGAUGUGAUUAAAACGAAAAUAUUCCAAGGGACAUGCAGUAUUCUGACCAAUAUUUCUGUUAACGUGUUUAUUUCUAGUCUUCAAAUAUAUCAAAGGAUCGAUGGAACCGACAGACACAAACAUUUCGACCAUAGAUGUGGUGGGGGCCGCGUGGAGGAGGUGUGGCGCGGGGAAUACUUUUCAAAGUCCUCCCAACCAAGAUGUAUCGAAUUGUUUCAGGUGAAGGUGACCAUUAGUUGCCGGCGGCGUCUGACGCCCGACAUUGGCUGCUUUGACUUGAAAUGUUCGCCGUCAGAGGCCGCCGCCCGAUUAUCAUUCGAUUUUUUUUUUUACUGACCUGUGUGGCGUACCAAGACGAUAUAAUUCUCACUGAUGAAAGUCAAACCAUGUCUGUAUUAUGAAUAUUUCCAUUGUUGAUGGUUGAUGUUUGUAUUAUAAUCUAAGUCGCAGCUGGAGAUUGCUGCACCUCUAUGAGAAAAUUACAUUAUAACAAGCUG